GUGAGCGUCGCCACUCGCCUCUCUCUGGUGGCGGUGUGUCGCGAACUAAACGGCAGCGACUCUCUAGCCUUCCCGGCGGCCUCGGUACUUUGUGGUGCGCGGCGAGCUUUAAUGGCGGCCACUAGUACCACGGCUCUGGUGGGGGGCACUCGGGAGUCGGGUUCCGGGGUGGCGGCACAAGGGCGGAAGAAAGCCUACGGCAAGGGUGAUCCUCAUAGAAACUACUAAAGACUACAAAGAAUUGAUUCUAGUCAAAGUAACAGUGAAAUAGAUUAUACUGAUCAAGUAAGAUGGAUCCAUGUUCAGUUGGAAUUCAGCUCCAUACUGCUAAUGAAUGUCAUAAAAUAUACUAUACCCGUCACGCUGGCUUCAAGACUAAGCAAGAUCUAUCUUCAUCCGAUCUGCUACUACUUCAGCUUAGGACUGGAAUGACUCUUUCUGAGAACAAUACAAUCUGCUUCCAUCAUGCAAAAAUUUACAUUGACAGAUUUGAAGAUCUGCAAAAAUCAUGUUGUGACCCAUUUAACAUACACAGGAAAGUAUCAAAGAAAAACUUACGUGCAAUCGACUUAGAUGAUGCAGCUUUUCUAAGUGCCAAGUUUGGAAGACAGUUUGUACCUGGUUGGAAGCUUUGUCCAAAGUGUACACAGAUAAUCAAUGGAAGUGUGGAUGUUGACACUGAAGAUCGCCAAAGAAGGAAACUUGAUUCAGACGGGCGAACAGCUAAAGCUUUGAAGUCCUUGCAGUUUGCUAAUCCAGGACGACAGACUGAAUUUGCUCCAGAAAGCAGUAAAAGGGAAAAGAGAAGGCUACAAACAAAAAGCACAUCAGUUAAUUCUGACAGGCAAGUAAUCCCAGCAAAGAGUAAAGUCUAUGAUAGCCAGGGACUUCUGCUUUAUAGUGGGAUGGACCUCUGUGACUGUCUUGAUGAAGAUUGCCUGGGAUGCUUCUAUGCUUGUCCCAAGUGUGGUUCCAACAAAUGUGGAGCUGAAUGCCGCUGUGAUCGCAAGUGGUUAUAUGAACAAAUUGAGAUAGAAGGAGGAGAAAUUAUUCGCAAUAAGCAUGUGGGUUAAUUUAUAAGUUUUUUGUCUUGCAUUCCAAUACAGAAUUUGAUGGUCUGAUGAAAAUCAGUGGAACCUAUCAUAACGCACAUGAACAGUUUGUUCAGACUUACAAAUUCAUUGUUUGAUAUGGUUUUAGAAAGGUUGUUACUCAUACUAAUUGUGUAUUGUCACACUUCAUUCCACCUUGUACUCAUCCAUACAAACCAGCAAAAAAGGCUGGAACAAUGCAGUGCUUGACUGUUCAGUGAGAGUUUGAAACUGAGUGGCUGGUUAAGUGCUAAAAGAAAUUUGGGAUUAGCUGCUGCAUAUGCCCUGCUCUGUAGAGAGGGUUCUUUCUCCAUGCAUCUCUCCUUUCUCACCUCUCCCCUUGAAGACUUGGUGUUCAUGUUUGUUUUUACUAUCUUUUAAAAAUAAAUGUAGUCUCUUUAAGUUUAAAAUGUAAGCAGUGGCAAUCAUGACCAGUAUUAGCAUUUGUAUAACAAAUAGUAAAUGCUGUAUUUUCUAAAAUGAGUCUUGGGACUGUUAUAACAUAGUUAAACAUCUAACAGUAUAGGGACUAAAUCAACAUGUUCAUUGCACUGGUUUGCUAUAAAUAUACUUUUUAAAAUAUAAAGAAGCUCUGUCCAAAUUAUUUUAACAGUAUUUAGCACUUAGGGGGUGCUCUCUCACAGAUAGCAUUUGAUAGUUUCUGCUAGUUGCACCAUUGUAAAAGAACUAAUAUUUCAGGGAUGGGGAAAAUCCUGACUUUAACACCAAAGGUAUAAAGACUGUCAGCACUACUUGUACAAACCCAUUGUUUUGGAGCUUGAUAACUGGGAUGUGUGUUUUUUAAAACAACAAAAAUCUUUCCUGAAUGAAACUUGGCACGUACUGUGUCUAUUCGGUUUUGAAAUAAAACUCAGUAACUAACUGAUUCCUAAUGACAGAAGCACAGUUAUGGAGGCAG
Molecule: messenger RNA, 2010 nt
Organism: Emys orbicularis (European pond turtle)
Lineage: Eukaryota; Metazoa; Chordata; Testudines; Emydidae
Gene: ARL14EP
Product: ADP ribosylation factor like GTPase 14 effector protein
Exons: 4
Coding region: 291-1073 (260 amino acids)
Cellular component (GO): intracellular membrane-bounded organelle
Source: RefSeq, a predicted model, not a curated record